Molecule: messenger RNA, 1524 nt
Organism: Annulohypoxylon maeteangense
Lineage: Eukaryota; Fungi; Ascomycota; Sordariomycetes; Xylariales; Hypoxylaceae
Product: UDP-glucose 4-epimerase
Exons: 4
Coding region: 165-1283 (372 amino acids)
Biological process (GO): beta-D-galactose catabolic process via UDP-galactose, Leloir pathway
Cellular component (GO): cytosol
Molecular function (GO): UDP-glucose 4-epimerase activity
Source: RefSeq, a predicted model, not a curated record
AAGGUUUCGUCCAAUUUUAAAAUGGAGAUCGCUGUUGACCGCCGCACCCUCAAAAGUCGCGACUUCGCCCACAAUCAUCACACAACAUCUUCUCCCCUUUAUAGACAAUAAUCUCUCUCUUUUACGCUUUGAAUCAUAUCAAUUGGUCUUUUUUACUCGUUAAAAUGGCUGUAGGAACCGUUCUAAUCACCGGUGGUACAGGUUACAUCGGAUCGUUCACCACUCUUGCGCUACUCGAACACGGUUACGAAGUCAUCAUUGUAGACAACUUAUACAACUCUUCCGAGGUCGCCCUCGACCGUAUCGAGCUCAUUAGCGGCAAGAGACCUGCUUUCUAUAAGGUUGACCUUACCGACGAACCUGGUCUUGACAAAGUAUUCGAUGCGCAUCCUACAAUUGACAGUGUCAUCCACUUUGCUGCGCUCAAGGCUGUCGGCGAAUCUGCCGAAAUUCCUCUUGAGUACUACCGUGUAAAUGUUGGAGGCACCAUCUCCCUUCUCAGCUCUAUGAAGAAGCACGAUGUCAGCAACAUUGUCUUCUCCUCCUCCGCGACCGUUUACGGUGAUGCUACUCGCUUUGAGAACAUGAUCCCUAUCCCUGAACAUUGCCCAAUCGGACCAACAAACACCUAUGGUCGGACUAAGGCCAUUGUCGAGAACAUAAUUGAAGAUUUCAUUAGUGCGCAGCGCCAGAACCUGAAGAAAGCCGACAAGCCGUUUGAGCAAUGGAACGGCGCUAACCUGCGAUAUUUCAACCCGUGCGGUGCGCACCCCACCGGUAUCAUGGGCGAGGACCCCCAAGGUGUACCAUACAACCUACUACCUUUGCUAGGUAAAGUUGCAACUGGCGACAGACCUAAGCUCUUGGUCUUUGGCGAUGACUAUCCUUCCAGGGAUGGAACUGCAAUUCGUGAUUACAUCCACGUUGUAGAUCUUGCUAGAGGCCAUCUAGUUGCCCUAAAUUACCUCCGAGAGCACAAGCCUGGCGUCAAGGCGUGGAACUUGGGUUCCGGCAGAGGCAGCACAGUCUUCGAGAUCAUAAAUGCAUUCAGCAAGGUCGUUGGCCGUGACUUGCCAUACGACGUGGUACCGCGAAGACAGGGUGAUGUGUUGGAUCUAACGGCAAACCCCACCAGAGCAAACCAGGAAUUGAACUGGAAGACUGAGCUUACCAUGGAGAAGGCAUGCGAAGACCUUUGGCGAUGGGUUUCGAAUAACCCUAAGGGAUACCGACAGGAGCCCCCGGCUGAGUUGCUGGCUAAUGUCAAGGCUAAGGCCUCUUAGGUCCCUACCUAGGUAGAUAAUUACUAGGUAGUGAUCGGUGAGUAGAUGGCUAGUUACCUUGAGUCGCUGGUCUGAUUUGGUAAGAGAGCACCAUUUGCAUGGCCAUGCAGUGUAGGAAUUGCCAGUUUACCCCAUAGAAUAGACCCAAAAAUAUCACGUCAGUUUCAAACUAAGAGAUGCCCAACCCCAAGCAUAGAUCGAAAAGAGAGAAUAAACAAGUCUAUUAAGAAUGCGGUGACAA